Messenger RNA from Puccinia graminis f. sp. tritici CRL 75-36-700-3, 1606 nucleotides. RefSeq lists its product as uncharacterized. The transcript has 5 exons. The record is from RefSeq and is a predicted model, not a curated record. Gene Ontology annotation, cellular component: endoplasmic reticulum tubular network. Bases 43 to 1446 code for a protein of 467 amino acids. Lineage: Eukaryota; Fungi; Basidiomycota; Pucciniomycetes; Pucciniales; Pucciniaceae. Gene Ontology annotation, biological process: endoplasmic reticulum tubular network organization.
GUCUCCUACUUAAGUACCACCAAUCAGAUUCCGAGACUGAGGAUGGGCAUCUUCUCAUUCCUUCGUUCCUCAACCCAACCAACACCAGACUUAUUCGAGAAGGAACUAGUAGAACUCGAACUCAAGAUCCAAAAGCAUCAGGACAGACUCAAAGCCAUCGACCAGCGACAACGAUCGACUACCUCGACUAUCACGAUCUACUCAAGCCUAUUCUGGGCAAUCUACUCUUCACUAUGGUACUUGGGCUGGACACCCAUCAAAUGGACCAACCUCAACAGCAAACUACUCAGCCCAGACUCAAAAACACUGCUGCUGCUAUCAACCAACCCCAAAUUCAACCAAGCACUCCAAGUCCUACCCAUCAUACUCAUCCCCAUCGGACUCAUCUCCUUGCGUUGGCUCGUUCAAACCUGGUAUCAACGCAAACAAGAAUCUGAAAAACUGAGACUGCGUUUGCUCCAGAAACAACUAAGGGAUAAGGUCGAGGAACUUAAGAAGAAGACGGCUUACUACUCAACCAAGGAAUUACUCGAUCGAUAUGAUGAAAAAACUAAACUCAAUCCUCAAUCGUCCCCUAGCAAUCCCCAUCAACUCGGUCGAAUGACAAUGACGCCGCCUAAUAAUGAAGCCCUGAGACAUCGACAGCGACCGCCCUCAUCGAGCCCGGCGAAUCUAUCGAGCACCCUAUCGCCGAUCCAGAAUAACCAUCCUUCGCCAGCCUACCAGACCGGUCCACCAUCAACAGGAGCAACCUCCUCGGCCGCACACCAACAACUGCAUCAGAAGAUGAGCAACAGUCCGUCUCCUUCUAUCGGACGAGGAUGGGCCGAUCGGUUUGCCGAAGUCUUGCUCGGCGACGACGAGGCCCGGCCAGAGAGUAAAUACGCCCUCAUCUGUAUCAAUUGUUUUGCUCAUAAUGGCCUGGUCCGCCAGGAAGAACUCGAUCACAUACAAUACCUUUGUCCCAAAUGCGGCACUUUCAAUCCUUCGAAAAGCAAAGGUAUCCAUCAAAAACAUCCUAGCGGAACAGAAGCACAGACAGAGAACAGCCAAGGCAAGCGAGCGGGCAGGAAGUCGCUAGCGGAUUCGAUGAUCCGCAGGAAGCCGCCGAUCGAUGAUUUAUUCAAUGUGACUGAUUCGAGACGGGUUGUCAGUUCGGUGGUUGGCGUCCCCUCCACCUCCACCUCCUCCCUCUCUCUCGACCAAGCCUCUCCUCAUCCCGCGGGCUCGAACGGAGCCGUGAUGGAUGACCAGGAGGGUCAGCGCUCGGAUCAGGAGCCUGAUCGGCCUGACUCCUCCCUUGCUCAACUCCCUCGCGACAACGAGGAAGACCAAGUUCUCGAACUCGAGCAUCCCAUCACCCCUCCUGAUAUCCCCUCCGAAUCCUCAAAAGACCGAAAACUUAAGAAGAAAUCUUCUGGUCAGAAAGCUAAACAGCCCAAAUAACACUCAACCUAAAACACACAAAAAUAUAAAUAACGGAUUUGCUUAUCCAUUUUUUAUUUUUAUUUUUCCCCCGCUCAAACGCUACUACACACUAAUUUCUUUUUGUUUUUUUUUUUCUUUUCUUUGAUGUGUAAAUAUUCACCAAGAAAUUUCUUCAUUU